This is a messenger RNA of Phalaenopsis equestris, 2002 nucleotides long. RefSeq names its product metal tolerance protein 1-like. The transcript is spliced from 2 exons. The record is from RefSeq and is a predicted model, not a curated record. Gene Ontology annotation, molecular function: zinc ion transmembrane transporter activity. Gene Ontology annotation, biological process: zinc ion transmembrane transport. The coding region runs from base 212 to 1450 and encodes 412 amino acids. Gene Ontology annotation, cellular component: plasma membrane; vacuole. NCBI's taxonomy places the organism in Eukaryota, Viridiplantae, Streptophyta, Magnoliopsida, Asparagales, Orchidaceae.
CUGUCAUGACAUUAUCUUGCUUCUUAAAAUACCUAAAUUUCCUUAUGUUGCAUGCUUGUUCUCAUUAUCCCUAAGCCAGAGAAAGUAUAGUAGCUUUGGAGCUUUCCUAAAAUUCAUAAUAUAGUUUAUACAUGUUGUGAGUAGUAGGAAAUGAUCCUGGAACUGGAAUGAAUGGUGAAGAUGCAACCAAUGACUUAACUUUGGUUCAUAAAUGGAUGUUAUGAAAGGAGAUGGUGUCAUUAACUACUAUUUUGGGGAUCUGUUAUUCUCAGUAGGCCUAAAGAUGGAAGCACAUAGCUCGCAGCAAUCUCCGGCCGCCGAAAUCGGUGAAGCGCUGCCGGCAGCAACGACAACAUCUGCAGACAUCAAGACUUGUGGGGGGCCUACCUGCGGCUUAUCUGAUUCAGGAAGCCACUCUAAAGAUGCCAAGGAGAGGUCAGCUUCCAUAAGAAAGUUGUUUAUAGCUGUUCUUCUUUGCAUGAUAUUCAUGUGCGUGGAAGUCGUUGGAGGAAUCAAAGCCAACAGCCUCGCCAUUCUCACAGAUGCAGCUCAUCUCCUAUCCGACAUUGCAGCUUUCGCGAUUUCCCUGUUCUCGAUCUGGGCUGCGGGAUGGGAAGCAACCCCUCGUCAAUCCUACGGGUUUUACCGAAUCGAAAUUCUCGGCGCGUUGGUUUCCAUCCAGCUUAUAUGGCUUUUAACCGGAAUUAUAUUGUAUGAAGCAGUGAUGAGAUUGAUUCAUGGAACGAAUUUCGUUCAUGGCAAGUUGAUGUUCGCUGUUGCAGCCUUCGGAUUGCUUGUUAACAUUAUUAUGGCCGUCUUGCUCGGCCAUAAUCAUGGCGGCCAUAGCCACAGUCAUGGAGGUCAUGGCCAUAGCCACAGUCAUGGAAGUCAUGGCCAUGAGCACGGCGAACAAGACAGCCGCAGCAUUGACAUCGACAUAACGGAUGAAAACGAUGAGCGAACGCCGGAGCGAAGGAAGCAGAGCAUUAAUGUCCGGAGCGCAUAUCUUCAUGUGCUGGGGGACUCGAUCCAGAGCAUCGGGGUGAUGAUCGGCGGCGGAAUCAUAUGGCUGAAGCCGGAGUGGAAAAUAGUGGAUCUGCUUUGCACGCUGAUGUUUUCCUUCAUCGUGCUGAUCACGACGGUGAACAUGCUGAGGAACAUACUCUCCGUGCUCAUGGAACGAACUCCGAGAGAAAUCGAUGCCACGAAGCUAGAGAAAGGAAUGUGUGAGGUGGAGGGAGUGGUGGCGGUUCAUGAGUUGCACAUAUGGGCCAUCACCAUUGGCAAGGUUCUGUUGGCUUGCCAUGUUACAAUCAAACCUGAAGCUGAUCCUGAGAAUGUUCUUGAUCAGGUGAUUGGGUACAUUAGAAAGGAGUUCAGUAUCAGUCAUGUGACCAUACAGGUGGAGAAGGAUAAGGCUUCAAAUGUAGAGACGAUGAGGGAUUUCUGAUGGAUUUCAUGUAUGUUUUGGACUAUAUUUGGAGAUUAAAGAGUAUAUUAUUAGGCAGAUAUUCAGGCAUUAUUUUGUUGUCAGAUCUUUUGUUGGUAGUUAUUUAACUUGCAUUGUACAACAGAAAAGGGCACCAUUUUGACAAUUUUUAAUGCUUGUUUUUCUUUCAGUCUAUGUCUGUGCGUGUGCCCACGCGCAACUAGACUAGUUACACUAGCUAAGGUAGGUCAAGCAUAGGGCAAGAAGCCUACUAGGUAGUCUAGGGUCUAUUGGGACAAAAUGAGUCGAAGCCCUAAUCUUGAUCAGGGUUGAUUGGGUCUUGUAGGGUUAAGCUAACACCCUUAGAGUUACUCGGGGUUGAUUACGGAUGUCGAGAUAAACCACCAAACAAAUUUAUAGUUUUUAAUGAUUGUAGCUUUCCAAAGUAGGGUUUAAAUGUUCAUAAUGGUACAUAUGAAAUCCAUGGUUACUUAACUAAAACUAUAGGUUCCUUUGGUUCUAAAUAACACUUUGAAUUUUUAGAUUUUUAGAACUUAAGAUCAAUGAGCUAUA